AUGGGUGGCAAUAACAUUUAUCGAUACCAUUGUGAAUAUGACUCCGCGGCAAACCACAAAUUGAUCUUGUCAAUGUAUGUUGGGACAGAAGGAUUGAUUGAAAUUGCAGAGAAAACGCGAAAACGCUUUCCUAGCUUUGGUGGCGUGAUACUUUGGGAUGCUUACAAUAAUGGACCUAUCGAUGCUGUUUUGAAAAAUGCAUUUCGUUAUGGUAACCGAUGUGAUGGUAACUUUAACUAUCCAUUGUGA
Molecule: messenger RNA, 249 nt
Organism: Gilbertella persicaria
Lineage: Eukaryota; Fungi; Mucoromycota; Mucoromycetes; Mucorales; Choanephoraceae
Exons: 3
Coding region: 1-249 (82 amino acids)
Source: RefSeq, a predicted model, not a curated record